AUGGCGACAUCCUCACUUCCCUGCGCGAACUGCAGCCUAGAUGGCGCCAAUUGUCAGAACACUGGCAAGUCUAGCUGCGCUAAAUGCCGUCUUGUUGUCUACUGUAGCUCCGAGUGCCAGAAGUCUCACUGGCCCAUCCACAAGCUCGACUGCAAAUCCGCUUUGAACAGCGAUGCUUGGAAGCCUGGAUGGGUUCUGCAGAAUCGAAUUCCAGCUUUCGCCCCAGGCAGCCAAGUCCCAACCAGAAAUGGUCUCGGAGGGGAUACUUGGAUCUUUGGGAGUGUCCCAGCUCUUGAUGUUCUCAAGCUUGACGGGAAUGAAGGAGAAUCCCUCCAAAAGAGUUUAUCUCUUCUCUUUGCUGCCUCAGGCGACCUGCGAAAUGUCGUCAAGACCAUCGCUCAACUUGCUCCAGGCUGGGAUCAGCCCCUCCACAUCACCAUAAGCGAUCGUGACCUGAACAUCGUUGGUCGAAAUGCAAUCAUUCUUCUUAUUGCUCUUACAUCUGACGACGAUGAACAAGCUGUCGACUGCAUCAUUCAUACGUGGUACUCAAGCUUCAUCCGCAAGUCUGACCAAGUCGUCCUUGAGCAGCGCAUCCGUCCGCUCAUCCAGGCGGUCUGCGACAAGAUAAAGGACAAGCCUGAUAACCGCAUUUUGGGUAAGACGUGGGUUUUCGGGAAGCGAUCUCUCAGACUGGUUCUCGCCAAGGGGACUUGGGACAAGCUCUUGUCCUCCGUCAGUACCGCCAACGGUCUGAACAUGGAGAUAGCGAACCAGUUUCGAAAGGCCGUGACUCUUGCCGAGUCCCAACGCGACUUUCUCGAUCGCCAUUACGCGUUCCUCCCACCCUCUCAUCGAGUCGCUAAGCAGCGAUUUCGGGAGCAUGGAGUCCUUCAACCCUUUGGAGUAGGACGAAGCGAGUUUACGAUCCCGAAUCCGACACUCUUCCAUUCUCCAUGCUCGUGGCCAAUGGAGUAUUCCUGCGAACCGCUAGAUGGGUGGUCUGCGAAAGACGUUGAAAUGACUCAGCAUGGUCCUGCAACCUCCGACAUCUACGGUAAACUCUUCACCUACCUUCGCUCAGUCCUGAAGCACUUCAUUUCAUGUAUUGCAAACAAACGGAUCACCUUUCAGCUACUCCACUUGAAUGCUACCGACCUUCUUGACCAUCUCAAGAAGGGGUCAUUUGACCGCAUCGAGGUAUCCAAUAUUUCGGACAAGUCUUAUCUCGGCAUCAAUAUGACGGUUGCUGUGAUGGCACCCUUGCUUCGCUCACCUACAGUCAAUCCUCACGCAACACUUAUCACACGCUUCAUGGACGCCAUCCAGGAAAAUAUGACAAGUGAGGAUCGUGUUGGCCCGACUCCUGAGUCUGACAAACAUGAAGAAAUGGUGGCGCUCCUCGACGGUUACUUUCCCGAAACUGCCCUGCCUACUACAACCUGGGAUGCAAUUAUCGUCAAGUUCGUACUUGCUUCGGAUUUGAUCCGAACCUUUGACCACAUUUUCGACAAGAUUGCACACAAACUUGAGUUUGAUGAAUUUCCGGAGUAUAUGAAGAUCGGGAUCAAAGACGAGCACACCAUCAUCGAGAAAUGGCCUUUUAGAAUCAAGCUAAAGCAGGGACAGGCGGGUGCGCAGGAGGAGUUUGAUCGCAUGAUGGGAGCGGGAGUGACUGGAAAGGAGUUCUACUUAGAGUGGAAAAGGGUCUAG
This is a messenger RNA of Fusarium fujikuroi IMI 58289, 1713 nucleotides long. RefSeq lists its product as uncharacterized. The transcript is spliced from 6 exons. The record is from RefSeq and is a predicted model, not a curated record. NCBI's taxonomy places the organism in Eukaryota, Fungi, Ascomycota, Sordariomycetes, Hypocreales, Nectriaceae. The coding region runs from base 1 to 1713 and encodes 570 amino acids.